UGUUUAAAUCAGUGCCACACGCUACAAGACGUAAUUAGCCUUAUAAAUAUUAAAACUUCGGUUUUCUUGGCAGAAAUUUACUAAUGUGACUCCUCCGGAAGUAAGGUAUCAGUACUACGUAGCUGUAAGACGUCUAAAUGUAGGAGGUUUGCGUUUGUUUUGGUGUCUAAGUCCAGAGUAAGUGAUGGGCACGAUGAGCAACUUUUGAAACUGGCACUGACUGUUAGCUAGCUUCACGUUACAGUUACCAACCGUCCUCUGCGACGUUACUCCGUUAGUCGGUAAGUUCAGCAGUUAACAAAGGCUUGAAAGUGUUUGGGGAAACCUCAGUGACCUGUUAACUGUCGGAGGUGGUUUGUUGUGGUGUGUGUGCCAUGGUGACACGGGGGUGGGUCCUGUCUUGAAGUUUUGCGGUUUUCAAGGCAACCGACCCCCGCUGCUGCUGCUGCUGCUGUGAAGCCUGCAGGAGAAAUCGCUGCAGUGUUUUGCAAAUCUUUCCCCCCGAAUCGACGAAAUACAUGCACCCAUGAUAAUAUGAGUUGCUGCAUCCAAAGAGAUUUCCUCUUCCUUAUCACUGACGACCCACCCAUCACUUUUCCUUAGCUGCGCCUCUGUGGAUUGUUACCAGCCUACUGACAUGACCUGCAAUCAGUGACCUUCUGUAGCCAUGGCUUUUAAAGUGGACCUUGCGGUAGAGCCAGAUCAACAAGAAAAGAUGCAGAAGGUUCUUGUGCCUGGUUGAGACAGUAACUGAAGUCAGAGCUGAGACCUGAAGGAGGCACCAAUUGGCUGAUAGGUGAAUGGAGAUGAGAAAGAACACCACAGCAGGGGUUCUUUUCUGGACCCCUGCCCCAGUCCGCACCUCACGUACGAGCUCAGUAGUAUCUGAGGACGCGUGGGAGGAUGAGGAUGAAGACCAGGCAGAGAAGAAAGAUGAUUUUGUUAGCCAGAUGGAUGAGAAUGGCAUCAUUGGACUGUCGGAAGUACUGAAGGAUGUGGAAUUAGGGGAAUCUUGUAAUCCUAACUUGUACCCUGGACCCCUCACCACAGAGGAGGCAGAAUCAAGUGGACAUGAGAGGGAUACACCUGAGGAGCUGAGUUACAACCUGGGUCAACGUCUGUCCCAUGCCGAAUCACCUAGAGAGGAUGUACAGUCACCAUUUGAGGACUUAUUGGAGAGCUUCAAAGCAUGGACAGUGAAUAAGGAGGUGAGGCAGAGGAAAGAGGAGCAGGGGACAGAGUGUGUCUCUGAGUGGGACAAAUGCUCGGUCAUGCCAGAGGAGGAGAAAGAUGGAGAGGAAGCAGGGAAUAUGAGUGACAGGAAGAGAAAGAAAAAUAAUCACACUAGCACACCAAGAAAGCUUGAAACAACGAAUGACUUGACUGAGAGCAACAUUUCCAAAGGAGAGAUCAAGAAAAUCAGCCCUACUCAGUCUUCUAGUGUUCAUCUCUUAGCCAUGGAACCUGCUGGAGUCUCCAGGCAUCACUGCCCAAUAUCCCAACCUGCCUCACCUGUCACAGCUCCCACUUUCCCCCACCUUCUCCACUUCACUCCUGAGGAAAUAGCCACAGCUCCGGGGAUUGACGCUGAAACCUUGCCAGAGAUAAGCCUCACAGAAAGUCCCCCGGCAUCACACAGGAGCCACAUACCGGUAAGCGUCAAGUCCAGAUAUCAUUAUCCCGAGGUACAGCUCAGGGCUUCUCCUCAACCAGCAGCCAUAUUUCCUGAAGAAGUCAUGUCCAGUCAUUACAGCGCUGUAAGUGAUGGGCCUUUAAAGGGAUCGGAGAAGUCUGAUAAGCCUCAUAAAAAGCCUACUCCCUCACCAAGGAAGAUGAGGCAGCCCUCUCCUGAAGCUGCAUGUUCAAGGACUUGCUCCCUCAGCACAGUCAGGGCAGACGUUUUAAAAUUCAAACAUCAGACCACAAGUCCUGACAGAGAGUCAAGGACACUGAGAGCUAGGAGUGAUGCUGCUGAAGUCGAUGAAUCCAGAAAAGGGCCUCUGAGUUACCCCACACCAGACUUCUCCAAGGUGGAGCCCAGGGUCCGUUUCCCUAAAGGUGGCUACAAGCCCCCUAAGAGCAGACGCUCAUCAAACAGGGAGUCCCUGUCACCUGAGCCCCCCUUCGUGUUUAAAUCCCCUGCUGACAUUGUGAAAGAAGUCCUGCUGAACACCACAGAUGGAUCUCCUGCUUCAUCAGACUCGGACAAAACACCAAUCAGUGCCGUCAACGCCACUGUGCCUCAGGAGUUCAGAUGCCGCCAGCAGGCCACCGUACUGCUCGAACAACUAGAGGAGAACUACUACAGGCUGCUGACUGAGUACGCCGAGGCAAAGAACACCAUUGAUCGCCUGCGUCUGGAAGCCAAGGUGAACUUGUACUCUGACCCUCCAAAGCCUGGCCACUUGGUGCAGUCAGGACUGAACCAGGACACCUCAAAGCUCAUGAUGCUGAAUUUUCCUCAGGCUCAGAGAGCAGAGAUCAACUUGGCCUCUCCUCAUCCAAACGGACACAGCACUCAUCAGGGAAGUUCACCUGCCUGUUCCACAAGAAGCCCAGACCCUCAGGUGGGACAGAAACUGGUCAAGAUCCUCUACAACCAGGCUGGCAAGUUCCUCCAGCAGCUGCAGACGACUGAGGAUCUCCUAAAGAGCAAAAAACUAAAACCUGUUGACCUGAUAAAGGAUCUCUCGCUGCUGUCUGAGGGGCUCGACUCUUUAGAAAGGGGCUUCCUGUUAGCAAGAGAUGAGCACAAACUCCUGCAGCACCAACAUGCAGCAAUCAGCCACUUUGACCCUGAGCGGGAGCUGGAGGGGCUGAUCUUUCAGUGUGGGCUGCGUAUGGAUGAGCUGAAGGAGCAGGUGGAACAGAUGCAACAAGAGCAGCCCACCUGCGAGGCUCCUCCCUCUCCUUCUCCUCACCCCACCUCUUCAUCUGUCCCCUCUGAGGGGGGAGAAACUCUGACUCGCCCACAGAGCCCACCUGUGCCUUUGUUGGUUGAUCCAGGAGAGGCUGCGGCAGUGGAGGUGAGCUCAGCCAGUGAAGAGAGUGAUGAAGAGGAGGAAACUUUGAAUUCUCUCUACCUCAAACCUCUGAGUGACAAACGCAGCCAUGUUGAGCAAGACUUUGCUGCACUAAUGGAUCACUACCAAAGCUUCAAGGAACUUCCCAAACUUUUAGACCAUAACCAGAAGGAAGGAGCUCUUUCUGCUGCCUUAAGAGACAUGCGGCCUGGGGACGAGGAGAAAGAGAGGCAUGGCAAAGAAACUGGAAACCUGAAAGUCCAGAAAAUUCUUCCACACAGCAAAGACAAAUCAUACCAUCAGGAUUCUCCUCAUGCUCACACCAGCAAACAGCACACCAACAGGUCCGGUCCUCCUUCACACAGGGCAUCCAGCCCGUCCACCACACUCCCUCUUCAUCGUCCCAGUAGCAGAAAGAGGUUAGAGGUGGGAAAGUCCCACAGCAGCAGUCUGAGCAGUCUGGGAGAGAUCACUGCACUGGACAGGAGGAACUCUAAACUCCAAACUGGGAGCAGCAGAGUGCUUUCUCAGGAUGGGAUCAUCUCUCCAGAGACGGACAGUGGGUUUGUCUGCUCAGAGAGCAGCCGUCUGACUCCUGCAGCAGCUCCCAGUCCUCUCCACCAGAGGGCCUCAGAGAGUGUUUCAGUGCCUCACAAGGGGAACCCAGGGAAUCCUCAGACAGGCGCAGUCUCAGAACCAUCUCCUGCUUCCUCACCAUCACAGCGUCGCACGGCUAUGGAGCCCAGAAGGGGCCCACGGCUAAGCCACGACCAGCCAAAGAGAACCAGACAGGGGCAGAGGAGACGCACCUUCUCCUGCUCUCCACAGCGCUGGGCCAGGCAGACAGAAAAAACUGCCGCUGACAGUGGGACCAGUGAGUUUGGGCUGGAGAGUGACAGCUCUCACACUGUGUCUGAGGAGGGACGGAACGACCAGUACACCCUCCACAGCUCCAGCCCAAGCUCCUCCCCUGCACGGUAUCACCAUGGCGAUUCUCCCAAAGCUCUGAGCUCUAGUCAUUCAGCGAAUCGCGAUGAUGCAAUCCAGACGCUGCAGGCCGAGGUGACCAGACUGAGGGAGAGCUUAGAAAGCUGUCUGAGAAAUAGGAAGCCUUUGAGCUCUGUGAGAGCAGCUCCCUCAGCUCAGGAGAACCACACUCACCACAACACCUUUACACCUCACAUCAGGCUUGGGGAGCGAUGGCCUAAUGUCAGCAGGGAUAGAAGAGACAGACAGACGGUUGAUGAGGUAGAGGAGGCCAUGCCGAGACGAACAACCAGGAAGAGAUCAUCUUCUGAACACAGACAGAAACCUCAACCUGAUAUCUUGACAGGUUCAGAGCCCUCUGCACCCCAGCCUAAGCCUCUGAUGUCCAGGUCUACCCAAACAUCCACUGCAGCACCAGACAGCUGCCGUUUACGCACAAAUAAGGGCCACAGCAGAACCCACCCCAGGCAGCAUACAGUAGAAGUGUCUGAAACAGCAGAUGAACCUGACAGCAGAGGGCGUCGAGCUCCUCUUUGUGCUCAGUGUUUGUCACGUCGCCAAGGGCAAUCCGAGAUGCCAACUGGUGGCGACAGAGAGCCGAGUCACUCCUCUUGCUGUCUUCACUGUCCCCUCUGUGGACGCUCUGAAUCUUGUAGAAGCACUGAGCCAGACUGUCGCAGAGUCUCGGACCCUCCUGUACACACAAGCUGUCAAUCAGGCGAGUCCCUGGACAGAGCUGCGAGGACCAGAUACUUUGCAGCUGCAGCUCCUCCUGCACUACUACAAUGCAUGCCAGUGUGCCCACCACCACUUCUGUUGUUCUCACCACCGCUCUACGUUUCUCCUGGCUACAGCACUGGCACAUCCCCAGGGGUCAGAGGUCGCGGGGAGGUGAGGGGGAGGACAAGACACUCCCUGUCUGCCGACAAGCAGCGCUCAGCGGACAACUCCAUGGACUCCUCUCUUAACAGAGCCAUCAGAGCAGCUCGGCACAUGAAACACACCUCCGGACAUAUGGCUCGCUCCCUGGCUGCUGGAUUGCACUACCAGCAGCUCCUGACUCAGACCUGAAUUCACCUCACAGGCAGCUGAGACUGAGCAGCAUUAACCUGACACUGAGGCCGUAAACAUCACCAGGAGCUGAAGGGAGCGAGAACACAUUCAAGAAUAAAAAAUCUUAAAGCCUUUUCUUCGUAACUUUUGUUUGGAUCCUGUGUUUGAAAAAGAAGCUGUUACUGAAGCUUUGUUUACACCAUUGGUUUUAAAGGUACUUUAAAACAUUUGUUCUGGACAUUUGAGUCUCAGGUGGAUGAACAUGAAUUUCUCUAACAGUCAAAAUAAUAAUCUCAAACGAUGUGCUGGCAUACAUUGAAAUAAUCUUUGUAAAAUGAUGUAGUACUGUAGAUCAGUUUGAUAAAAAUGUUCUUGAUCAUGUUGAUUUUUUUAGAACAAGUUCAUCAUCAGAAAUGAGAAGUUACAACUGUCUUGAAACGGUAACAAGUUUAUUUGAGCUAUUUAUUGAACAUGUGACUUUGCUUAUUGUUUGUUUUCAGAUUUUUCCUUGUUUGACAACACAAAAAUAAGUUUAGCAUUUCAGUGUUAUUUUAGUUGCCAUAUACUGGUAAGCAUUUUGUUUUCUUGUGCGCUACAAAUGAAAUGCACUCGCUCAUUGCACCUGUCGUGACGAAGUUAGUUUUGGAUGAUGAAUCUAUUUUGUAAAUGGUCAGUGGCUCAUCGUCGUGUGAACCUGAGAUGCUGGAUAUCCUCAAAAUUAGUCUGCUUCUGUUUUUUAACUUAUUGCGUACGUUUGUAUGUUUUUUAGAACUAAAUUUUGUACAGUAUUUUAUCAUAAACUUGCAAGCGUAGCAGUGUGAGCUUUAUGUGCAUCAAAUAUUCACACACCAGCAAAGCUGUUUGGAUCUAUAUACAGGAGGGAAUGCCAACACAAACAGAGGAAUAACAAUAUUUUUACAGAUUAUUUUAAGAAUCGUAUUUGGUUGAAAUAUACCGUAGAACUGUGGAUGCUCAAGUGAAUUUUGCUUUUGUUUUUUUGGUCCAUUUAAUCUUUUUUGCACCAUCUAUUUUGUAAAUUGUAGAUCUUUUUUUACAUUUUGCAGGGAGUCUUUUCAUUGUCCCUAAGGAGCCAAAUAAAAGGUGAAAAUUAACAUUUGGUGUCUGAAUACUUUGCAAUUUAAAAUCUAAAGUUGUAUUGAAACAGGAGUCUUUACUGUAAUGGAAGCCAAUUUAUUAGACAGCCUUAGUACAUAUUAGGUACACAUGGAAGUACUGUUUGUGCUUCAACACUCGCAAACAUACAAUCCCAAUAAGUUAAACAGUUUUAGGACAGACUAAUGCAUCACUAUUAUUUUUUCUCUGAUAAAUAAUUCUGAUAUAAAUCAAGUCAUCUGACAGAGUAAACCCUAUACAACAGCAAAUAAUAAUAGAAAAAAAAUGGACACAAAGUCAAGCAUUUGCAUCACAGAAAAUGCAUUAUAGUGCAAUAUACAACUUGUUUGGCCAGGAAAGAGGGCAGGGAGGGAGGAAAUAAAAGUGAAAAGGGUGGAUUUAAGUUGUUGUUUUUUUGUCUUUUGCAAAGCCAUUCACCAUUGGAGGGUUUUUACAUUGCACCAGAGGAGGAAACAGACGCAAAAAAUAGAGAUAUUAGUUCUUUUUCCGAGUUGACCACUAACAGCUACAGCUAAAACAUCACAAACACGGCGGCUUCACAUUGACGUUUUUUUUUUUUUUUU
Epinephelus fuscoguttatus (brown-marbled grouper) is the source of this 6760-nucleotide messenger RNA. RefSeq names its product AT-hook transcription factor (gene akna). NCBI's taxonomy places the organism in Eukaryota, Metazoa, Chordata, Actinopteri, Perciformes, Serranidae. The transcript is spliced from 23 exons. Bases 801 to 5081 code for a protein of 1426 amino acids. Gene Ontology annotation, biological process: neuroblast division in subventricular zone; epithelial to mesenchymal transition; neuroblast delamination. Gene Ontology annotation, cellular component: centrosome. The record is from RefSeq and is a predicted model, not a curated record.